AUAUGACUGUCUGGAGCCACAAUGGCCCCCGGCGAUCCGCUGAGCUGGGCUUUCCCCAGAGGCCUAAGUCAGCCUGCCCCCGCUGGAACGUCCGGGGGAGUUUGAGCCCAGCUGGCCCGGGGCCUUGUCCGGCGCCCUAUAAAUGGGCACUGUGACCCUCCGGCUCCCGGCUGUGCUGUGGCUGACUGACCCGGGCCGGCGUUGCAGGAAUAGGAGCAGGAGCAGAAGUAGCAGACCAUGGCUUCAGACAAUCCCGCACAGGGGGCAAAGCCUCAGCCCCUCAGCCCCAAGAUCACCGUCUUCGAGCAGGAGAAUUUCCAGGGCCGCUCCCAUGAGCUCAGCGGACCCUGUUCCAACCUGAAGGAGACCGGGAUGGAGAAGGUGGCCUCUGUCCUGGUGCACUCUGGGCCCUGGGUCGGGUACGAGCAGACCAACUGCAAGGGGGAGCAGUUUGUGUUCGAGAAAGGCGAAUAUCCCCGCUGGGACUCGUGGACAAAUAGUCGGAGGAGCGACUGCAUCGGCUCGCUGCGGCCCGUCAAAGUGGACAGCCAGGAGCACAAGAUCGUCCUCUUCGAGAACCCCAACUUCACGGGGAAGAAGAUCGAGAUCAUCGACGAUGACGUACCCAGCUUUCACGCCCACGGCUACCAGGAGAAGGUGUCGUCCGUGCGGGUGCAGAGCGGCACGUGGGUGGGUUAUCAGUACCCCGGCUACCGUGGCUUCCAGUACCUGUUCGAGAAAGGCGAGUACAAGGACAGCGCCGAAUUUGGGGCCCAGCACCCCCAGAUCCAGUCGGUACGACGGAUCCGGGACAUGCAGUGGCACCAGAGGGGCGCCUUCCACCCCGCCAACUGACGUCCGUCCGUCCUUUCGUCUCGGGGGUACGGGCCCUGCCCCAAUGCUGAGCAAAACCUUCUACCCUGGCAAGGAAAUAAAGUGUGAACAGCAAAGCAGCCCGACAAAUUCUGUGUCCUGAGGGAGUGGGGUUGGCGGGGAAUGACUGGAAGAGAUACUCAUCUUUGGGAUUUAAUAAUAAUAUUAACAAUGAUGGUAUUGGUUAAGUGCUUACUAUAGGCCAGACAC
Molecule: messenger RNA, 1083 nt
Organism: Ornithorhynchus anatinus (platypus)
Lineage: Eukaryota; Metazoa; Chordata; Mammalia; Monotremata; Ornithorhynchidae
Gene: CRYBB2
Product: crystallin beta B2
Exons: 6
Coding region: 238-855 (205 amino acids)
Biological process (GO): lens development in camera-type eye; visual perception
Molecular function (GO): structural constituent of eye lens
Source: RefSeq, a predicted model, not a curated record